Impatiens glandulifera is the source of this 1737-nucleotide messenger RNA. Its product is annotated as ethylene-responsive transcription factor ERF119-like. Lineage: Eukaryota; Viridiplantae; Streptophyta; Magnoliopsida; Ericales; Balsaminaceae. The coding region runs from base 525 to 1409 and encodes 294 amino acids. Gene Ontology annotation, biological process: regulation of DNA-templated transcription. The record is from RefSeq and is a predicted model, not a curated record. The transcript has 3 exons. Gene Ontology annotation, molecular function: DNA binding; DNA-binding transcription factor activity.
UAAAUCAUAAUAAAAUUCUAGAAAAGAGAGAUAGGAGGAUUACAGGAAUUAUAUUUUCCAAAUCUUCUUCUGGGUUUGGUGGGUAGAGAGAGAGAGAGUGGGAAAAGUCUUCUUGAGGGAGACAACAGGCUUUAGGUUUCUGCUUCUUCUGCUGCUGCUACUGAGCGAGAACCAUCUGUAACGGGUUUUAAGAGGUAGAUUUAUGUCGGCAAAGUCUGAAUCGGCUGCGACUGGGGCUCCGUUGAACCUCUGUAUCUUAUUCUCUUUGACGUUCUUCUCAAUCUGCUUCCUUAGACUGUCUUCAUCAGCAUCAGCUUCCAUGGUUUUGAAACCUAACAGGAAUUGUUUUGGGGCAUUUCAUAUCGGUCGAUUCAUCAACAUGUUCUUGUUUUUGAGAGGGCCUCUUACCUGAUAAAUAAUCGUAUUCCUGGAGGCUUUUAAGUUUUCUUUAAUUUUAAGUUGUCCAAAAACAGAGAGAGAGAGUGUAUUCAUCGAGGCUCUGGAGAUUUUGUAGAGUUAAAAUAAUGCCAGGGCCUCGAUUACAGCCGCAAAUUAAUCAGUCUAAAAGAAUGAAGAAGAAUCGAUCAUUUCCAGCUGAAGUAGAAGAAGAAGUAGGCAUCAGAAAAAUCCGAGUCAUUUGCUCCGACCCAGACUUGACAGACACCUCCGAUGACGAAACCACCGAUAACAGAUUCGGUCCAAAACGUGUGGUUUGUGUGAUUAAUCUUCCAAUUACGAAAGACCCAGAAACGGAAAGUUCCUCUUCCUGCCAAGAAGAAAGCAACAACAGAAAGAAAACCCCAAAAAAGGAUGCGGUGGUGGUAGGUUUAGGUAAAACUAAAACCCGGAUCUCAAAAUUUAGAGGCGUCCGACAGAGAAAAUGGGGGAAAUGGGCUGCUGAGAUUAGAAACCCCUUCCAGAACAGAAGAGUCUGGUUGGGUACUUACAAUACUGCUGAAGAAGCUUCUCAAGCUUAUAAUCAGAAGAAGCUAGAGUUUGAAGCUGCCGCCAUGGCUACUGCUGCUGUUGCUGAUGAUAAGAGCUCUUCAAAUAAUUCCGAGGUGUCUGAGAGUUUAGUUUCCUCCACAACAUCUCCGCAAGACAUGAAUGGAAAAUGCAACACAGCAGAAGCAGAAACAGCAGCAGCAACAUCUGCCAUUGACGAGAUGGCAGAAAUCGAUGCAGGAUUGAAUCUGGGGUUUGAUCUGGACAUGGACAAUCUGUUUGUGGAUGAAUUUGAGAUGUUUGAGGAUGAUGAUGAUGAGUUUGGUGGACUUGAUGAUAUUGAUCUUGUUGGGUUUGGAGCUGAUGAGUCGGGCAUUGAUCUUCUUCCUGAUUUUGACGAUAUGGCGCUGGAUAAAGAAGAAAUUUCAUGGAUUGAAGAAUCCUUAAACAUAGCAUGCCAAUAAAGUUUUGCAGCAGCAGCAGCACCAACAUCUUCUUCUUUGAUUGAAGAAUCUUUAUAAAAAGAUAGUAUUAAUUAUUAUUAUUAUGGCUAUAAGUUUUGCAGUAAUAGAAAAUCUAUAUAUAUAUAUAUAUUAUAUAUAGAUGAAGUUUUGUGAUAAUAAAUUAUAAACUAAGUUUUGUAGGCUGAGUGUGUUUUGAUUGUUUGCUUGUUUAAGAGAGAUCUGAGCUUUUUUGGGUUUAUGUUUCUUUUAUUAUCUGCAAUGAAGUUGUUGUUUCAAUACAGUAUUGAGAUAUUUGGUGGGUUAUAAUUUUGAUGUUAUUAUAUUGUAU